Messenger RNA from Peronospora belbahrii, 354 nucleotides. The record is from the annotation of a GenBank genome assembly. NCBI's taxonomy places the organism in Eukaryota, Oomycota, Peronosporomycetes, Peronosporales, Peronosporaceae.
AUGAAGCUGUCAAAGCUGCAGUCUCUAGCUACGAAGGAAGAUCGCGCUGAGAUGAAGUCAAGACCGUAUCGUUCUUUGAUCGGGUGUCUGAUGUACAUCGCGACCGGGCAUAGCAUUCGUGCUCCUGUGGUGUUCAAGUCCAAGUACCAGAGGACCGUCGGUUUAAGUUCUGCGGAAGCCGAGAACAUGGCUCUAAGCCUUUGUAUGCAAGAAGUGCUUUGGGUGCGCGCCAUGUUGAAGGGCAUGGGUCGCGAGCAAGUGGGAGGAACGCGUGUCUGGGAAGACAACCAAGGUGCAAUUGCACUGGCACGUAACGCUGGAUAUCACUUUUCGGACAAAGCACGUGGACAUUAG